AUGCGUGUUGAAGAGGAGAACACUGCUACGCUUAAGAAGUGGAUCAUUAAGCGUUUAGAGGAUAUAUCUGAUGCCGACUCCGAUGUCCUUGCAGACUAUGUUCUGGCUCUGGUCAAGUCCGAAGAACCAGAUGAUCAAGUCAGACAGAAUUGUUUGGAGAACCUCGAAGAUUUCCUACACGAUCACACCGCAACGUUCGUGAACGAUGUUCUCUCCGCGAUUCGCACUCAAUCAUACAAUCCCGAAGCCCAACCUCCCUCGACUCUCUCCGCAUCUGCCGCUGAAUUCAACCCCCCCGCUGGCCCCUCGGGUGUUCAAAACCGCCCCGCCUCCGACCCCUUCCAAAACGGUCACAAACUUCCUGACUCUCGUAAACGCGCGUUUGGCGACCGCGAAGGCAGCAUACCCCGCGAUGGCCGAGAUCCACAUUACCACCGCAAUGGCGACCGCAAUAUCAAGCAGCUCCGGCGAGGUGGCUUCCGUGGCAAUCUCGCCGCUGGAGGCGAUGGACGUGGGCGAUUUAGCAAUCAACGUGGGCAAAUCGGUCAUUUAGGAAAUCCAGCGAUGCAAGGAAUGCCGCCCGGUAUGCAGCUGCCGGGAAUGCCGUUGUUGCCUACUCCGCCAGGCUUUCCGCAGUUUGAUCCCAACAACCCGCUUUCGGCGAUGAUGGCGAUGCAGGCGUUGACGUUUGCUGGUAUGCAACAACAGGGUGCACCCAACCCAUUGGGCCAGGGGCAAUUUGGUCAACUGGCACAAAUACAGAAAAAGGGGAGGUGUAGGGAGUUCGACCAGAAAGGGUUUUGCACGUUAGGAAGCUCAUGUUCGUAUGAGCACGUUGACAAGGGAGCUGAUGAGUAUGAUCCAACAAACGCAUCUAUAGUGACUAACACUCACCGCCCGAACGGCACUACCUCAACUCGGGGUCAGCAUGGUGGAAGAGGUCGAGGGCGAGGCGAUAAGCAAGGACGAGGACGUGCUCCUUUCUCCUCCGUUGGCCCCAAUUAUGAUCAAACCGUCACGACUAUUGUCGUUGAGCAAAUCCCUGAAGAGAAAUUCACCGAAGAGGCCGUCCGGUCAUUCUUCUCUGAAUAUGGCGCGGUGGAAUCCAUCGACAUGCAACCUUACAAGCGCCUCGCACUUGUCAAGUUCUCCGAUUUCGCCUCCGCUCUCCAAGCAUAUCAAUCUCCCAAAAGCGUCUUCGAUAACCGCUUCGUGAAAGUAUAUUGGUACAAACCUGAUGACGUUGGAAUCAAUGGAACGAAGGACAGCCGUCGAAGUUACCCGGAUGAAAUGGUAAUCGACGCUACCGACAUCGCCGAGAAACAAGCUGAGGCGCAGAGAGCACAUGAAGAGAAGUUGAAGAAACUAGAAGAGGCGAAAGUACAGCGUGAGGAGCUCGACCGGAAACUCCGUGCCCAGGAAGAAGAACGAAAGAAGCUCCUCGCAAAACUAGAAGCGAAGGCUGCUGCUACAGGAACUCCCGCACCAGAAGGCAGCACAGAGAAGAAAGCUGAUGCGUCCACCGAUGGCGUUGAGGAUAUGCCCAGGGUUACAAAUACUGAGACCGAGGCUCUCCGUGCGAAACUUAAGGAACUUGAGGCCGAAGCUACAAGCAUGGGCAUCGACCCCGAGUUGUCUAUGAGUAGCCCAUUCGGCUUCGGUCGCGGGGGCCCCUCAUUUAGAGGGCGUGGGCCACGAGGUGGCGGCGGUUAUGCUCCGCGAGGCAGGGGUUACGACCCAUACCGCGGCAAUUGGAGAGGCGCAGGACGAGGAUAUGCGGCGCCGACAUACGGAGCGCCCCGCGGAGGGGUUCGACGACUUGACAAUCGAACUAGAAAAGUUGCUGUCGCUGGAGUGGAAUAUGGAACCGAGGGGGAUGAGGCUCUGCGAUCGUAUUUGUUCAACAAUUACGAGGUGGACAGCAUCGAGAAACAUCCAGAGAAGGCGGAUGCACAAGUUGUGACGUUCAAGGAGAGAUAUGUUGCGGAACAGUUCAUCGCUGCCGGGUCCACGACUUCCAUUACCAGUCUCGGUAAGCUGGAUCUCUCCUGGGUCCAACAAACCUUCCCACCUCCCACUUCUGCGCCACAAAGUACAGCCGAUUCCGGUCUUCCUCGAUCCGGUGCCAACCAGGUCUCCGAGACUACGAACGGGGAUUCUGGGAAGGACAAGGAGUUGGAUAUGCCAGACUUGGAGUCUGCAGCCGCUGCGGUGGAUGCGGUGGUAGGGAGAUCAGAGGAAUAUGAUCCAGAUAUCGCGGAUGAUACGGAUCGGUGGAUGUCGUAG
Eremomyces bilateralis CBS 781.70 is the source of this 2286-nucleotide messenger RNA. RefSeq lists its product as uncharacterized. The coding region runs from base 1 to 2286 and encodes 761 amino acids. Lineage: Eukaryota; Fungi; Ascomycota; Dothideomycetes; Eremomycetales; Eremomycetaceae. Gene Ontology annotation, biological process: mRNA processing. The transcript is spliced from 5 exons. Gene Ontology annotation, cellular component: nucleus. The record is from RefSeq and is a predicted model, not a curated record. Gene Ontology annotation, molecular function: RNA binding; metal ion binding.